Molecule: messenger RNA, 8192 nt
Organism: Marmota monax (woodchuck)
Lineage: Eukaryota; Metazoa; Chordata; Mammalia; Rodentia; Sciuridae
Gene: Atxn7l1
Product: ataxin 7 like 1
Exons: 9
Coding region: 2378-4942 (854 amino acids)
Source: RefSeq, a predicted model, not a curated record
AGUUGCUGAGGCCAGCCUAGAACUUAUGAUCCUGUUGCCUCUGUCUCCCAAGUUACUGGGAUUAUGGAUGUGUACUGUUCUAGUGUGCAUGAGGUAGUACCUCUUUGUGGUUUGAUCUGCUUUUCCCUAAUAACUAGUGAAAUGGAACAUCUAUUCAUGUGCUCUUAUUGCCCAUUUUUAUAUCUUCUUUGGAGAAAUUUCUGUUCAAGUCCUUUGUGCAUUUUUAAUUGGGUUGCCCUUGCCUGUUUUUGUAUUUGAGUUAUGCUUCUAAAUUUGCUGCUCCUCAGAAGCCAGAAUAGUGUAUGCAUCUUAUUAUCUUAAACCACCUGUUUGCUGAGAACCUAAGCCAUCUACUGACUCCUUGGGCACCUGAGGUACGGAGAGAGAACAGGGCCAAGAAAGGCAGGCCAGAGAGCUCUGGCAGAGCUGGCCCAAGGGAAAUAUGCCCACCUCUGUCCUCCAGGUCCUCCUGGAACUUUCAGUCGAGGUACUAGGAAAGCUGUUCAUGUUUGGCUCUGGAAAGACAGGCUUCCAGGACCGAAGGCCUGCCCUUUCAUCUGUGUUUCUUUUAAGCAUUGCAACAUCCACCAGGCUUCUACUUGACAGUCCCCUGGGUUGGGAAAAUGUGCCCAGUAGCCCUGGCUGGCCUAGGGCCUGGAGGACAGGCUCACAGCCUAACCCACAGGAGCAGACUAUCUCCAGUCAAAGCUGUAAAUGACUGAGAAAGCAGUGCUGGGCACUUCUUCCAGCGGGGCUCACACCCCCUCACCCACACUGACUCGGUUCCAGGAAAUGGGAUGGUGGACACUGACCAGCACAGCUCCCUCUCAGUCAGAAAUUGAUUAAUUCUCCCUAGUUCUGGGAAGAAGCUCUCUCUAAAACAGUGGAAAACGAAGCCAAGAACCCAGAGGUCCAAAGUCAUAAUUCUCCCGUGGGAGACUCACCAUCUGUGGCUUUGGUUACGUUGUCCUGCUGCUGAGAGGACAGUCCCACAGGGCCUGCCUCACAAGGCAGGAGGCACUGCCUAGCUUGUGGGGCAUCAUUUGAGAGGAUCCCAUCUUCCCAUAGUCUGAAAUUUCUUCAGGAGACUCAUCCUGAGGGUCUCAGAAGCCCUUUGUCUCACAGGUUUUGCUUUUAGAUGGACUCAGGUUUACCAGGUAACAUCCAGGCUUUACUAACUAGUGGAUGAAGCACCGGAAAGGUCUAGUAGAAGAUGAAGAGGCCCAAAACACACCUGACCAUUGUUGUUUUCUUUUCUUUUUUAUUUAAGAUGAAAUUCACAUAACAGAAAAUUAUCUAUUUUAAAGUGUUCAAGGCUGAAGAUAUAGCUCAAUGACAUAGUGUGCACUUUGCAUGCCUGAGACGCUAGGUUCAAUUCCUCGCACCAAAAUUAAUAAUAAAAUGUGCAAUUGAUUGGAAUUGAGUACAUUUGCAUUGCUGGGCAUCCAUCACCCCAAAAGAGAACUUAUACCCAUUAAGCAGUUACUCCCUGCUAUUUGGGCAGUUUUUGUUGUUGUUGUUGUUGGUGGUGGUGGUGUUAUUAUUGUUUCUUUCCUCAGCCAGCUCCUGACAACCACUAAUCUGCUUUCUGUCUCCAUGAUUUACCCAUUCUGGAUAUUUCAUAUAAAGGAAAUCACCAUGUAGCGUGAUCUUUGAUGAACCAUUGUUUUUAUAGGAGCCCAGUCCCCCCACAAGGCUGCUGCUGUCUUUUGCCAGGAUCAGGAAAUAAAUUUUCUAAAUAACCAGAAUGAAUGAAAACUCCCUGCUUAAAUUAAUAGUGAAAAUAUCCCACCGAAGUUCUUUCCAGGCCCUAGGUAACCUCUCUAUUUUCUCCAGAGCACAGUGCUAACGUGUUGAAAUGGAUGCUGCCCUUCAGCAUGAACAGGCACCAAGAGGAGCGAGCAUGGAAGGGCCAAAGGCCUCCACAGGCCACUGGGGACCCAGGCCCAGGUGGACAGCAGCUCCAAGAGCUGGGUCCCGUGCAGGUCAAGUGUGGCCACCAUUCUAGGGGCUGCUGAAAGGCCCUGGCCCUCCAUGCAUAGUGCCAGCUCUCAUGAGCAUCUAAGGAGCUCACUGUCUCUGCCGCCUAAGGAGCUCACUGUCUCUGCCGCACUUCGUGUGUGUGGUUCAGGAAAACCCAAGUUCAUCUGCCAAGUUCAGGAUACAAUUCUGACUGUUCCGGGCUUUUCUUUCUGCCUUUCCCUAAUCUCGAAUGGGCGUGCUCUCUAAAAGGGGAAGUGAUGCAUUCUGACUGGCCAGGGCCCACAGCCGGGAGCCAGGAAAUGUCUACUAGCACGAGUAGCGCUGCCCAGCGUGGCACUGGCUCAGCCUCCUUAUCCAAGGCUGCUUCCCCGGGAUGUAGAGAAGACACGGUUCAAUGUGUAGACCUUCUUCCUCUCCAGCGUCUCCAGCCUCCAACCCCAGGACAUCACUAGCGCAGGUGAAAACGAAAGCCUGUCUCAGCGGCCAUAACUCUGCCAGCAGCACCUCAAAGCCAUUCAAAACGCCCAAAGACAAUCUACUUACCUCCAGCAGCAGACAGCACACAGUCUUUUCUGCAAAAGGAUCAAGGGAUAAACCAUGCGUUCCGGUUCCUGUAGUCAGUUUAGAGAAAAUUCCUAACCUAGUGAAGGCAGAUGGUGCCAAUGUCAAAAUGAACUCUACAACCACUACUGCAGUCACCUCCUCCUCCACCUCCUCCUCUGCCGUCUCCACCCCUCCUUUAAUUAAGCCCAUCUUGAUGUCCAAGUCAGUGCCACCUUCACCAGAGAAAAUCCUAAAUGGCAAAGGAAUUCUGUCAGCCACAAUAGACAAGAAACACCAAAAUGGCACCAAAAACAGCAACAAGCCUUACCGGAGACUUUCAGAGAGAGAAUUUGACCCAAAUAAACACUGUGGAGUAUUGGAUCCCGAGACAAAGAAACCUUGCACAAGAUCCCUCACCUGCAAGACACACUCGCUAAGCCAUCGGAGGGCAGUCCCGGGCCGGAAAAAGCAAUUUGACCUCCUCCUGGCGGAACACAAAGCCAAGUCCCGGGAGAAAGAAGUUAAAGAGCACCUCCUGACUUCCACAAGGGAAAUACUUCCAAAUCCACCUGGGCCAGGGCAGGAGUCUCUGCUGGGAUCUUCAGGGAGUUCGGGGCCAGAACCAAAAGUUGCAUCCCCUGCAAAAUCCAGGCCACCUAACUCUGUACUUCCCAGACCAUCAUCUGCAAAUAGCAUAAGUAGCAGUGCGUCUUCAAAUCACAGCGGCUACGCGCCAGAGCCCCCUCUGCCCCCGGUUGGAGGUGACCUCACCAGCCGACUGUCCAGUGAUGAAGGGGAGAUGGACGGAGGCGAAGAAUCUGAGAGGUUGGACUGUCAGUUCUCCGUGCACCAUCCCAGACCUCUUGCGUUUUGCUCAUUCGGGAGUCGCCUCAUGGGACGAGGGUACUAUGUGUUUGAUAGAAGAUGGGAUCGUUUUCGAUUCGCACUAAACUCCAUGGUAGAGAAACACUUGAAUUCACAGAUGUGGAAGCACAGAAGCCCGAGCCACAGGGCAUCAGGUCCCUCCCCCCUGUUCAGGACUUGCCUAACCAAUCUGCUGUCACUGAGCAACAUUGGGGCUGCCUGGGUGUCAACUCUGGAGAGCGUAGCACCACGCUGCCCUCUCAACCUCGCUGCCCAAACCCCAGGCCCCGACGGGCCCGAACCUGGAGGGAUGGCAGCCGAUGGGGGCAUGGAAGACAUUAGGAAGAAAAGGAACGGCCAAGACACUUUUUUCUUUAACAAGCAUUUAACUCUGCAUCAGGAGACGCCAACACAGUAUUCUCUUUCAGCCAGGAAGAUCCCUCCUGCGGCAGAUAGCCCCAUGCCCUCGCCAGCAGCCCACAUCACCACCCCUGUUCCAGCAUCCGUUUUGCAGCCUUUCAGCAACCCCGGUGCUGUGUAUCUUCCUUCAGCUCCCAUCAGCUCGAGACUCACCUCUUCUUACAUAAUGACAUCAGCCAUGCUCUCAGACGCAGCUUUUGUGGCAUCGCCGGACCCGCGUGUCCUCAUGUCCCACACCACAGCUUUCCCCCAUGUGGCCGCAACCCUCAGCAUCAUGGACUCAACCUUCAAGGCCCCAUCUGCCGUGUCCCCGAUACCAGCCGUCAUCCCUUCCCCAUCCCACAAGCCAUCCAAAACCAAAACCAGCAAAUCCUCAAAAGUCAAAGACCUGUCCACCCGUAGCGACGAGUCUCCAAGUAACAAAAAGAGGAAGCCCCAGUCUUCGACUUCCUCCUCCUCCUCCUCUUCCUCCUCCUCCUCUUCCUCCUUGUCCCUGCCGCCUUCCCUCUCGUCUCCAUUGUCAGGGCCCCACAAAAAGAACUGUGUCCUGAAUGCCAGUUCCGCUCUGAACUCCUAUCAGGCGGCCCCUCCCUAUACCAGUCUGUCUGUGCACAACUCAAACAAUGGGGUGAGCCCACUCAGUGCCAAGCUGGAGCUCUCAGGACGGACCUCGCUGCCCGGCGGCCCCGCGGACAUAGUGAGACAGGUGGGCACGGUGGGCGGCAGCAGUGACUCCUGUCCCCUCUCUGUGCCCUCCCUUGCGCUCCACACAGGGGACCUCUCUCUGGCCUCACACAAUGCCGUGUCUUCUCUGCCCCUCUCUUUUGACAAAUCAGAAGGAAAAAAGCGUAAGAACUCGAGCACUAGUAGCAAAGCCUGUAAAAUCACUAAAAUGCCUGGUAUGAAUAGCGUUCACAAAAAGAACCCACCCGGCCUUCUUGCACCGGUGCCCGAGCCCGUUAACAGCACCUCCUCUCGGCAGGUAAGGGACCUCCUGGCACAGCCUUCAUCGGCUCUGGGGGGCAGGGGGAGCUGGGCAGUGCCCCUGCUUGGCCAGGUGGCUCAGACAGGUAACGCAAGCGUGGCUCCUUUUCUCAUUUUCCCUGUAGGCGACCUUCACCCUCUGCUUUGAGAGCAGUUUAUUUAACAAAUGCUUCAGAGACUCUCACUGUGAGCUAGGCAGUGUGCUGAGCACAUUACAACCAUCACCCCACUUAGUCCUCACAGCCGUCCAGUGCGAUUGGUAGAAUUGUUGUUGCCACUUUACAGAUGGGUAAACUGAGGCACGGAGCGUUUGAGUUCCCCACUCCACUUUUGUUGAUUUUUUUCUAUCUUGGGCUUAUCAGGAUGAUUUCAUUAAAGAGUUCUGGUGUUAAGAAGUUUGAUUUGAUCUGUUGGAAACCCCUCAGGAAGAGCCCAAGAUCCAAGCAGGUUUAAUGGCUAGGGAGUGGUAACCUGGUUUCCCAGGUUCCAGGAGAUUGUCCGCAGUUCACCAGGCUGCCUGGAUCCAUGCCCCCUCCUAAUGUAACUCUUUCCUUCCUAAAGGAAAACGGCAGCUCACGCCAAAUGCAUGUAUCAUGAGGACGCUGGGAAAACGUGGGUGGCCCAGCUGGGUGCAGUGGCACACACCUGUGAUCCCAGCAACUUGGGAGGCUGAGGCAGGAUGAUCUCAAGUUCAGAGCCAGCCUUAGCAACUUAGUGAGGCCCUAAGCAGCUUAGUGAGACCCUGUCUCAAAAUACAAAAAAAAGGGAGGGGGGGGCUGGAAUGUGGCUCAGUGGUUAAGUGCCCCUGGGUUCAAUCCCCAUUACCAAAAAUAAACCAAAAAUGUGGGUGAUCCAAGAAGAAUGUGUGUUUCAUUCCCUUGGGCUCCAUUCCCAGUCCCAAAUCCAGUCUGUCUUCUCGGGCUGGAGGAGCUACUUGGGAAAGGCCGCCACCACCCACUCCUCAGCCCAGCUGGUGGGAGGACCAACGCCUGCCCAGAGACUGGAGUUCAGCCUGAGGCCAGUGACCUAGAAUUCAUGGGCUAAACCAUAAGGCUGGUCCAGGAUAGGGAUGAGGACUUUGGAAAGAUGGGAGGCAGAGGUUAAAAGAUGUCUUCAUGUUUUAUGUCACCAUGUAUGGGACUUGUUAAAACCCCAUGAAGAACACCUCCUGAGGGAGGGGGAGUCACAAGUACACACUUGAACAACAGCAAGUUUGGAGCCCAAGGGGGCCAGACAGCUGCAACGAGGCCAAGUUGAGAGGAGUGCAAGAUGCAGGUCCUCUGUAGCACCUGGGUCCAUUCUGACCCCCCUCCCAGUUCCAGAAAUAGGGAUGGGGCCCUACCUGCAGAUUAAACUGCUGGCCAGUGCUAGCACCAGUUUCAGGAUGGAGGACACCGCCAGGGCUUCUCAAGCUAGAACGUGCACAUGAAUGUGAAAAUGCAUAUUCUGCCAGGUGCAAUGCUGCAUGCCUUUAAUCCCAGCGUCUGGAGAGGCUGAGGCAGCUGGAUGGCAAGUUCAAGGCCAGCCUCAGCUACUUAGCAAAGCCCUAAGCAACUUAGCAAGACCCUGUCUCAAAAUAAAAAGGACCAGGGAUAUAGCUCAGUGGUAGAGCAUCCCUGGGUUCAGUCCCCUGUACCAAAAACAUUCACAUUUGGAGUGAGCAGGCUUGAGGUUGGGCCUUUGCAGCCAGGCCCAACACAGCCCACCAUGUACCAAGGACAGUCACAGAGGAAGGGACAUACCCACAUGUCCCCAGUACUGCCGUCCCAGGGACCCAGCUGGGCACAGAACCCUGACUUCCAGGCAGGGCCACUACACUACACUGGUUUGCUGACCAUGCCUUGGACAGCAAAACCAUGAUAUCUCACUCAUUUUAGAUAGAGUUCUAGCAGCUGACACGUGUGAUGGUCUCUGUUUCAAGCACUUCAGAUAUAUUAACUCAAUAAUUACCUGUCAUUGCCCCCAUCGUAGAGAUGAGUCAACCAAGGCACAGAAAGGUUACCCAGCUCACACAGCAAAUAGAGUAGGUCUGGGAUUUAAAGACAGGCAUUUUGCUCUGGAGUCGGGCUUUUGGCCUCCAUGCUGUUAAGGGGCUGUCUCCACAUUGAGAGACAGCUGCUCUCUUGGUUCUGGGGUCUGCAGGACUGUAUGAAAUGCUUGGGUGCUACAAUGAAUCAAUCAAAAGCAGUGGCAAAAAAAAAUCAGAUGAGUCUCCACCAGAGUGAUUGUCAGGAGGAGAAUCAACACUGGUGUUCACCUCUAGGGAUUUCCAAGUGUUGGGAAAAGGCCAUGGCCUUUGGGGUGUGCACUGAUGGUCUUAGAAGGUUGGGAGAGUAAAAGCAUAAAGUUGAAAAAUCCAAGAUAAGCCUGUGCUUUGGGGACAACUUGAGGAUCCAUUGAAUUAUGUUUGGUAGAUAUAAGGCCAGAAUUUGCUACCAAGGUAUUAAACAGACAUGAACUGAGACUGUGUUGCAGGCAAAUAUCUUUAGGCAAAGGUGAGUUGAUGUUGAGGAGGAUCUAUGUACAGGCUGAAAGCACUAGUUGCCUUUGCAGCCAGGCCUGGUGGUGCCCACCUGUAACCCCAUUGGCUCAGGAGGAUGAGGCAGAAGGAUCAAAAGUUCAAAGCCAGUCUCAACAAAAUUAGCAAAGCCCUAAGCAAUUUAGUGAGACCCUGUCUCAAAAUUAAAAAUAAAAAAGGGCUGGAAAUGUGGCUCAGUGGUUAAGCACUCCUAGGUUCAACCCCUGGUACAAAAAAAGAAAAAGACUUGCCUUUGCAAACAAGUCAGGAACAAGGCACUGGCCCCUGAUAUUAGCUCCCACGAUGUCCCAGCCCACCACGUGACAAGGACAGUCACAGAGGAAGGGAUCCAUCCACAUGUCCCCAGUACUGCCACCCCAGGGUCCUAGCUGAGCACAGGGUCCUGCCCUUCCUACACUUGCAGGGGCAGCCAGCACCAUUGUGCUGAUUUUCUGAAUGCUGUCUCCUGGCCAGGAAACCCGAUGCAGAAACAGGCCUAGGUGUCUUUAGCCACUGAUGGUCCAAGGGAAUCUGGGCUGGAGACAAGGUGGGUCUGCAAUGUGGGUCAGAGGUAGGUGAACUUGUGUAGCCCACACGUGGACGUGCUGGGGCUCCCAGGAGAGGCCAGCUUCUCACCAGAUACUUCACCCUGACACUUGCAGUCUGUCCAUCUGGGGAGCAAAAUUAGAAGUUCGCUACCAUCCUACUUUUCCUCUGGGAACCAUUGUCACUUUCUCUGCCACUGAAGAUGGAAAGGCUCAUUCCGAAGCAGUGUGAGAGAAUGAGGCCCGUUGCACAGCCCUGCUCCUCACCCCCAGCAGUGUGGUGUCUGAGGGACUUUCCAAGGUGCCUCUGGUGUCUGAGUGGGUUUCACUGGUGU